AUGCCUUUUGCUCAGCUUGUACUAGGCAGCCCAGGGUCGGGCAAGAGCACCUACUGCGAUGGCAUGCACCAGUUCUUGGGCGCAAUCGGCCGCGCUUGCUCCGUCGUGAAUCUCGAUCCAGCGAACGACCAUACCAACUAUCCCUGCGCCCUCGACAUUAGAAGCCUCGUGAAGCUUGAAGAUAUCAUGCGAGAGGACAGGCUCGGCCCUAACGGCGGGAUCCUGUAUGCCCUGGAAGAGCUGGAACACAACUACGAGUGGCUUGAGGAGGGACUGAAGGAAUUCGACCAGGACUACGUUUUAUUUGACUGCCCUGGCCAAGUCGAGCUAUACACACAUCACAACUCUUUGCGUAACAUAUUCUUCAAGCUGCAAAAGCGCGGGUUCCGGUUUGUUGCUGUUCACCUGUCCGAUUCAAUUUGUCUCAGCCAACCCUCCCUGUAUGUCUCCAAUGUCCUGCUGUCCCUCCGGGCCAUGAUUCAAAUGGACAUGCCACACGUAAACGUCCUCUCCAAAAUCGACAAAGUCGCCUCAUAUGAUGAGCUUCCGUUCAACCUCGAAUACUACACCGACGUCGACGACCUAACAUAUCUAACGCCUUAUCUUGAGGCCGAAUCUCCCGUACUGCGAAGCGAAAAAUUCGGGAAACUGAACGAGGCUAUUGCGAACAUGAUCGAAAACUAUGGGUUGGUGCGCUAUGAGGUGCUUGCGGUCGAGAAUAAGAAGAGCAUGACACAUCUUCUUCGCGUAAUAGACAGAGCUGGUGGGUAUGUUUUUGGUAGCGCCGAAGGCGCCAAUGACACCGUGUGGGCAGUAGCUAUGCGGAACGAGGCAUCCAUGAUGGAUGUUCAGGAUAUCCAAGAGCGAUGGAUAGACCAGAAAGACGAAUAUGACCGGAUGGAGCAAGAGGCAGAAGAUGAGGCCCGGCGCGAGCAGGAGCAGCAAGCCAUGGACCUGGAUAUACAGCCGUCGCAACCAUCGGCGCCAAGUAACCCUGAGAUGGACCCGGACUUUGGGGACAUGUCCGUCCCAGCUGAUAGUGGCAUCAAAGUAGUCAGGAAACAAUGA
Molecule: messenger RNA, 1068 nt
Organism: Cordyceps fumosorosea ARSEF 2679
Lineage: Eukaryota; Fungi; Ascomycota; Sordariomycetes; Hypocreales; Cordycipitaceae
Product: putative protein family, ATP binding protein
Exons: 3
Coding region: 1-1068 (355 amino acids)
Cellular component (GO): cytoplasm
Molecular function (GO): GTPase activity
Source: RefSeq, a predicted model, not a curated record